Messenger RNA from Rosa rugosa (rugosa rose), 762 nucleotides. RefSeq lists its product as uncharacterized. The transcript has a single exon. The record is from RefSeq and is a predicted model, not a curated record. Gene Ontology annotation, molecular function: RNA-DNA hybrid ribonuclease activity; nucleic acid binding. The coding region runs from base 1 to 762 and encodes 253 amino acids. NCBI's taxonomy places the organism in Eukaryota, Viridiplantae, Streptophyta, Magnoliopsida, Rosales, Rosaceae.
AUGCGUGAUGUCAUUGGGUUGGCACCAGAUUUGCUUCCGGUUUUGCAUACUCCACCAAGCUCUUUGCUAGAUUGGCUUGCUCUAUGUUAUACUCUAGUCACACCUCGUGCUUUUGCUUUUUUGCUGAUGUUGUUAUGGGGAGUGUGGAAAGAGAGAAACCAACGACUUUGGGUUGGAAAGGAAAGGACUGUGCAACAGGUCUUUUGUCAUACUAAUUCUAUAUUGCAAUCAUAUGUGGUAGCCAGACAUAGUGUGACACCUAGAUUGGGGAGGCAGGUUAAGCCGUGGAGUCCUCCUCCUGCAGGUUGGCUUAAGGUGAAUAUCAAUGGUGCCUUUGAUCAAGGCACACGCCGGGGAGGGUUAGGGAUAGUAGUAAGAGAUGCAGAUAGCAUGGUGGUGGCAGGUGCUUGCGGUCAGUGUUCUGAUGUGUUGCAGCCAAUAGUGGUAGAGGCCUUGGCAAGCAGAUUAGCUUGCAAGCUAGUGGAGGAGAAUUCUCUAGCUCCAGUUAUUUUUGAAUCAGACUGCCUGCAGUUGGUUCAAGCUAUCCAAAUGGAUGGAGAUGAUACCUCGCAGUUGGGUAGAAUUGUUGAUGACAUUUCUUUGUCUAUUUCUUAUUUAGCUGGUUCUUUUUUCUCUCAUGUUUAUAGAGAAUCAAAUAUGCUAGCUCACAAGCUAGCUAAGUAUGCUUUGGCUUCAGGAUUGCAGAUUUCUUGGAGUGGGCAUGUCCCUCCUGGACUUAGCAAUUUAUUUUGUAACAAUUAG